This is a messenger RNA of Sabethes cyaneus, 491 nucleotides long. RefSeq lists its product as uncharacterized. The transcript has 3 exons. Bases 39 to 377 code for a protein of 112 amino acids. Gene Ontology annotation, molecular function: glutathione disulfide oxidoreductase activity. Lineage: Eukaryota; Metazoa; Arthropoda; Insecta; Diptera; Culicidae. Gene Ontology annotation, cellular component: cytoplasm. The record is from RefSeq and is a predicted model, not a curated record. Gene Ontology annotation, biological process: cellular response to oxidative stress.
CCGAAAUUCUGCCAAGAACCGUUAUAAACAAUAGUGGAAUGGGUUUGUUAAGCAGUAAAACAGCACCUGUCAACAUGAGCGGACCAGUUGCGGAAUUUGUGAAAAGUGCUAUCGCGAAGGAUAAGGUGGUCAUUUUUUCCAAAUCGUACUGCCCAUAUUGUACGAUGGCUAAAGAACCUUUCAAGAAGCUGAACCAAGCGUUCGCUUGCUACGAACUGGAUCACCGCAACGAUGGAGAUGAGAUACAGUCCGUACUCGGUGAAAUGACCGGUGCCAGAAGUGUACCUCGGGUUUUCAUCAGUGGUAAUUUUAUCGGAGGCGGAACAGAUAUCAAAAAAAUGUAUUCCGAUGGGCGUUUGGAAAAGUUGUUAGCAUAAUUUAUAGACGAUUGCUCCUCUAAAUAAAAUACUUAGCUAUGCUAUUGUUUUUCAAGAUGUAUUCAUUUUAUUUUAAAUUGAAGCAAAUACAGUUUAUGUUGUAUUACAACUUUC